Messenger RNA from Sardina pilchardus (European sardine), 3600 nucleotides. It is a transcript of the gene txnrd3, whose product is annotated as thioredoxin reductase 3. The transcript has 16 exons. Gene Ontology annotation, molecular function: glutathione-disulfide reductase (NADPH) activity; flavin adenine dinucleotide binding; thioredoxin-disulfide reductase (NADPH) activity. NCBI's taxonomy places the organism in Eukaryota, Metazoa, Chordata, Actinopteri, Clupeiformes, Clupeidae. Bases 233 to 2035 code for a protein of 600 amino acids. Gene Ontology annotation, biological process: glutathione metabolic process; cell redox homeostasis; cellular response to oxidative stress. Gene Ontology annotation, cellular component: cytosol; mitochondrion. The record is from RefSeq and is a predicted model, not a curated record.
GACAGCAGACACCGGCUGAAGUGGAGGCAAGAUGCGGACACACGGGAUACCGCUGUCAUCUUGUUUACAAUAAUUAGCAUUCUCAAACUUUUGAGUCGCGGUGUUGGGUGUGUGUUGUAUUUUAAGCGUCUUUUGACCCUUUAUCCAGUAAGACUGCGAACUAGACGAUUUGCUAGCAAGCUAACAAGAAGAGUUGGAAGGCAACCAAAGCAGUUAGCAGCUCUGCUAAAUCAUGCCUCCCAUCGAGAAUGACUCCGGGCGGGCAGAACUUAAAUCCCGAAUACAGCAGCUGAUUGAUUCUAACCCAGUGUUGGUUUUCAGCAAAAGUUACUGCCCUUUUUGUGUCAAGGUGAAGGAUCUCUUUAAGGAGCUCAAUGUGAAAUGCAAUGCCGUGGAGCUGGACUUAAUGGAGGAUGGCUCCAACUACCAGGACGUGCUGUUGGAGAUGACUGGUCAGAAAACGGUCCCCAAUGUCUUCAUCAACAAGACUCACGUCGGCGGCUGUGACAAAACCUUGCAGGCCCACCGCGACGGCCUUCUGCAGCAGCUGCUGUGUGGCGAGAACGAGACCUACGACUACGACCUCAUCGUCAUCGGCGGGGGCUCGGGCGGCCUGGCCUGCUCAAAGGAGGCGGCCAUGAUGGGCAAGAAGGUGAUGGUGCUGGACUAUGUGGUUCCCACGCCGCUAGGCACCACCUGGGGCUUGGGGGGCACCUGCGUCAACGUGGGCUGCAUCCCCAAGAAGCUGAUGCACCAGACGGCUCUGCUGGGCACCGCCAUGCAGGACGCACGCAAAUUCGGAUGGGAGAUCGACGAAUCGGUGAAGCAUAACUGGGAGACCAUGAAGACAGCAGUGAACAACUACAUUGGCUCGCUCAACUGGGGUUACAGAGUGGCCCUGCGGGAUAAGAACGUCAACUACGUCAACUCCUACGCAGAGUUUGUCGAACCCCACAAAAUCAAGGCCACUAACAAGCGGGGCAAGGAGGCGUUCCACACAGCGGCCAAGUUUAUACUGGCCACAGGGGAGAGGCCUCGUUACCUGGGCAUCCCCGGGGACAAGGACUAUUGCAUCACCAGUGAUGACCUGUUCUCGCUGCCCUACUGUCCUGGGAAGACACUGGUGAUUGGAGCGUCCUAUGUGGCCCUGGAGUGCGGGGGGUUCCUGGCUGGCCUGGGGUUGGACGUGACUGUAAUGGUACGGUCCAUCCUGCUCCGCGGGUUCGACCAGGACAUGGCCAAUCGGGCCGGAGAACACAUGGAGGAACACGGGGUCAAAUUCCUGCGGAAAUUUGUCCCUGUUAAGGUGGAGGAGCUCGAGAAGGGCACCCCUGGCCGUCUCAAAGUCACGGCCAAGUCCACUGAGGGCGACGAGAUCUUUGAGGGAGAGUUCAACACUGUGCUGAUUGCAGUGGGCCGUGACGCCUGCACAGGGAACAUUGGCCUGGACAAGGCUGGCGUCAAAGUGAACCCAAAGAAUGGGAAGGUCCCGGUGAGUGACGAGGAGCAGACCAACGUGCCGCACGUCUACGCCAUCGGCGACAUCCUGGAGGGCAAGUGGGAGCUGACGCCCGUGGCCAUCCAGGCCGGCAAGCUGCUGGCACGCAGGCUCUUCGCCGGCGGCACACUGAAGUGUGACUACGUGAACGUCCCCACCACGGUGUUCACCCCACUGGAGUAUGGCUGCUGUGGCCUGUCGGAGGAGAAGGCCCUGGAGCUGUAUGGACAGGACAACCUUGAGGUCUACCACAGUUUGUUCUGGCCGCUGGAGUUCACAGUACCCAACAGGGACAACAACAAGUGCUACUCCAAGAUCAUCUGCAAUAAACUGGACAAUGAACGCGUGGUGGGCUUCCAUUACCUGGGCCCGAACGCCGGCGAGGUGACUCAGGGCUUCGGCGCUGCCAUGAAGUGUGGCAUCACCAAGGACCAGCUGGACAACACCAUCGGCAUCCACCCGACCUGUGCAGAGAUCUUCACCACACUGGACGUGAGUAAGAGCUCGGGUGGAGACAUCACACAAGCCGGCUGCUGAGGUUAAACCCUGCUAGUUUAAUGAGCUGCCCCUUCUGCUCUUAGAUCAGCCUUUGCGCUCACACACACACGUUCUCACACACACCUCUCUGCUAGGCCCUCCUCACCCAUGACUGCCCCCAGGUCAGUGCAGCCUCAGGUUAUCCAUCCCCAAUCCGACACCCUGACUAUAACCACUCAGAUCAGACCAAGCUAGAUAUUCUAGCAAGACACGGGUGAAGUUUCUUCAAAACAAAUGUGCUCUGCGGGGGCCAGUGCUUCAGAACUUGACUCGUCCAGGUCCACGCUGACGUCUGCGUGUGUUUCGGCUCCUCCCGCAAGUCAGACUGUCCGUCCCGCCCACCGUUUGGCUGGAGCUGAAUCGGGUGGCUCUGAUUGGUCAGGCCGGCGGGAGUCCGAACAGCGCGGCGUCCCGGCGGGACCUGGCGCGGAGAAGGGCCUGGUGAGGAGGUGUGAGGGGUGAGGUAAAAGUGUGGUGAUGUGUCGAGGGGCAGCUCGUUAAACAGCGGGGUUACUCUGCUGCUGGCCAAAUCCUCGGAUUCGUUCUCAGACGCGUGCCGACGCUCGGGCGCUCUCUCGCCGAGACCGGUGCUUUAUGAUGUCUUAGCCCUUAACCCAGCUACUGCGGUGGGCUAGGACUGAUGUUCUUCUGGAACGAGUUUAUAGAGGUCGAAUUACGUCCAAUUCUUACACACACACACACACACACACACACACACACAUAUAUACACACACACGCACACACACACACACACACACACACGUGCAUACAUACUAAUGUCCUUGUUUGUAGAUCUGGUACACCAGAGUCAAAUUAAUUGGAGGGUCAGGUUCUCUUUGACUUUGAGUCCUCCUGUUGGUUUGUGACUGUAGGCCCAACAUUCCAGGUAGUGUUUUAACAUCACUGUCGAAACGCGUUAAAUUAUUCAUGUGUUUGUUUUGUUUUGUGGGUCUACAACUACAUGCAUCAGGUUUGCAUCAGGCAUUUCUUUUCUUCCCUUCAACCAAACUUUGUGAACCAAAUGGUGCAUGUUGGGACUGGAGUAAAAUCAGGACAAUAUCUAUCUCUCAAACACACACACUGACACACACACACACUCGCAUAUCAUGGGCACACUCAGACAUGAACACACUGUUAUUUUUAAUAUUUGUCAUUCAAUUCUCCCUGUUCUUGCCGCUUCGCAACGCACUUAGAUAUGUCUAUAAGAUAUAUUUAUAUAUAAGUAUAUGGUAUUGAAACAUGGAUGAGGCUGAAUGUUCAUGUUUGUUUACUUAACUUUACUUAAGUAAACUAAAAGUAAAUUAAAGAACACCUUUCUGAUUGCGUUUUCAUUAAGGAGUUUAGCAUUUACCCGUUUGUAUCUGUUUAUUUGCCACUGGCAUGUGUGUUUAUAUAAUGUAUCUGAUCUUGUAGCCCUUCUGAUUGUUUAAGGACAGUAUUUAAAAGGUAUAAUUUCUGCUGACGUGCUGUCACUUAGCAACAACGCCAGUCAAAUGUACAAAUGCGCCUUUCCAUGACAUCACUGUUCUGAGUAAUCUCUUAAUAAAAGUUAUGUACACAACACC